Molecule: messenger RNA, 915 nt
Organism: Quercus lobata
Lineage: Eukaryota; Viridiplantae; Streptophyta; Magnoliopsida; Fagales; Fagaceae
Exons: 1
Coding region: 64-771 (235 amino acids)
Source: RefSeq, a predicted model, not a curated record
UCUCAUCGUACACAUUACACAAUUAGAAAACCCAAACAUAUCUCAGCAGGCCAGCAGCCAUUGAUGAACGCAGAGGAACUCAUGAAGCUCUUUGAUUAUUGUUGGUUUGAGAGUCAAAUCUUCACAAAACAACCAAAUCUAACAAAGCCAUCAAGUUUUGAAGCAAACCCAGAAAACGAAAUCCGAGAAAAACCAUCAGAACCUCAGAUUUCACGCAUCUCUACCCUCCAUACUAGGUCCAUGAGUGACCAAUUGAGCUCCAACACAAGCUUCGGAAAUUGCUCUUUAUUUCCUAACUCGGUCCUCCACACUUCAAAGCUCGAUACCAACCUUUCAGAAAAAGAGGUCACAGAAUCAGAGACACCAAAACAGAGAGAUUUUGAAGUAUUAUCGUCCAAAAUGAAGGUUAAAAGAAGUGCUAGUAGGAGGAAAAGUGGUGAAAGCAAGAGCUUAUCAGACCUUGAAUUUGAAGAGCUAAAAGGGUUUAUGGAUUUGGGUUUUGUUUUUUCUGAAGAAGAUAGGAAUUCAAGCUUGGCUUCAGUCAUUCCUGGAUUGCAUAGAUUGGGAAAGAAAGAUGAUGAAGAAGAGGCAGUGGAUGAGUCUACAAUUCCAAGGCCUUAUCUUUCUGAAGCUUGGGAGGUUUUAGAUAGGAGAAAGAGAGAAAACCCAUUGAUGAAUUUGAGGGUUCCAUUUCCUGCUUUGAACAAUGAGACUCGCAUGAAAGACACUCUAAGAUUGUGGGCUCAUACUGUUGCUUCCACUGUGAGAUAAUGUAAACAUUCUUGUUAAGGUUUUGCUUCUUUAUAUUUUUUCCCUCAAUUUUUGAUACAAAAUUGUAGACUUUUGUAGGUAAAUUUUGAUAUUUUUGCUUCUUGUUUUCCUUUGUAUACAAGUUUUAAUAAAUGUAGAACAAAA